Girardinichthys multiradiatus is the source of this 1818-nucleotide messenger RNA. Its product is annotated as GTPase IMAP family member 9-like. The transcript has 3 exons. Lineage: Eukaryota; Metazoa; Chordata; Actinopteri; Cyprinodontiformes; Goodeidae. Gene Ontology annotation, molecular function: GTP binding. Bases 347 to 1342 code for a protein of 331 amino acids. The record is from RefSeq and is a predicted model, not a curated record.
ACAAAGAUUUCAUUUUAUUCGUCUGCGGCUGUUUAAGAUUUAAACUGUAGCCCAGUAGCCUAACAGUAGCUCUAGAAUAGGGUUUUGUAUUUUUUAGAGGACUGCAACUAAGUAGUCGAGCCUAUUUUAAAUCUGAUCUGUCCGAUAGGAAACCUGCAUGUUUUGCCAAGUUGGGAUCCUCUUUUAACUUUGUGUAUUUGAUAAAAUCUUAACCUUAGCUUUUCCAUUUUAGUAACCAUUCAAUUUAUUGCACUAUUGUUUUAGUUUUAUCCAAUGUGAACAAGAAGGUGAACAUGUGACAGAUUCAAUUUCCCAGGCAGGUGUAUGAGAAGCUGGUGAUCCGGUGAUGUUUGACGGGAAGUCUUGGAACAGAGCAUGGCUCCACCUAAUGCUGUUUUCAUUGGGCGGACUCAACUGUCACUGCCAAUCUCAAAGCAAAGGCUUUUCGAAGCAGCUGACACUCUUUUUGGUUGGAAAAACUGGCUCAGGAAAGAGUUCGUCAGGAAACACCAUCUUGGGGCGCUCGUACUUUAGAGAAGAAGCCUCAGCGGAGUCGGUGACAAAAAACUGUGAGCGCCAAGAGCGACUGGAAGGAGACAGGAACAUCGUUGUGAUUGACUCUCCAGGAGUAUAUGAUACGGAUAAAACACAAAACAAACUCAAAGAAAACAUUGAGCAGUGUGUUAAGCUGUCAGUUCCUGGACCCCAUGCUUUUCUGUUAGUGAUUAACUUAAAGUCAAGAUUUACAAAAGAGGAACAAGACACAGUGAAGUGGAUCCAGGAUAACUUUGGCUCUGCUGCUGCUGAUUACACCAUAGUCCUGUUCACUCAUGCGGAUUUGCUGAGAGGUAAAUCUGUUGAGGACUAUGUGGCAGGAAGCAAACAGCUACAGAGACUGAUAGACCAGUGUGGAGGAAGGUACCACUCGUUAAUCAAUGACCAGGGCUCCAACAGAAAACAGGUCACAGAACUUCUGGAGAAAAUAGAUCAAAUGGUUAAAUUAAAUGGGGAACAUUAUUACACCAAUAGUAUGUACUAUAAAGCCCAAAGGGAACUUGAGGAGGAGGAGGAAAGAGCAUGGUGGGAGAAAGAAGAGAGGAGAAAAAAGGAAGGGAGGAGUAAGUGUAAACCUGAGUGUGAAGGAGAAAGACAGCAGGAAAGAGAGAAGAGGGACAGAAAGAGAAAACAAAAUUUUGCUCUUUGGUGUAGAAUCUUAAAAAUUGCUUCCAAAACAAUGAUUUGGACAAAGUUUACCUACCUUACGGCAGUAGGAGCUGUUCUUGGUUUCUUUGUUGAAGACUGUGAAUUCAUAAAAUACACGUUUAAUGAGUGGGACAUAUGACAAAAUGAACCAAUAUAUCCCACCUAUGAGUGGAUGAACACAACAGUAAAUGUAUUAUUUAAUCUGGACAUUGGAGGAAGAAAAAUCUCUAAUCUACAGAAAAUAAAAACAUUAAAUCAUACUUGGACAUAUAUUUAAUCUCUCUAAAUGCAUUUUGGUUUGCUUUUUCCUUCUUGAUAGUAUUUUUAAAAUUUUGCAUAUCAACACUGCAUGGAUGUAACACAGUUUAUGUUUUUCUGCUUAGAUGUAUUUACCUAACAGUAAAACAUGUUUACCAGCAUAGUGACAAGUCUGUCACAUCUCUAAUGUAAGUGUUACACUUCCUGAAUAAUGUAUUUACUUUACUUUUUUAAUCUGACCACUCUAUUUGUAAUUUUUUUGCUAUUGCCUCUAUGAGUAAGUGAGAAAGAAAUUUUGCAUGUGUUAAUGGGAUGUCAAAAGUUGAACAGGGAUUAAAUGAUAUCUGCAUGAACUGA